UCAAUCAUCACUUUCUAGACUUGAUGUCACGGCUUGCAAACGUACAAUGCUAACACAACAUUUUAGAUCUUACAAGAGCGACCAGUCUUGGCUCAAAGGGGUAUUCGGUUUGGCGCUACGUUGUCUUGGAUGAGGGUCAAAUUGUGAGUAAAAAUCGUUCAAUGAUCGCGUAAACUUUUGCGCAGACCACUCAUCCAGUUUACCCACCUAAUCACAGUUAUCAUUUUUCAAUCAUUCCUUAACAUUUACAUUUGUUUCAUACCUAAUUAUAUUUCUCGCUGUUUCAAUUCUCCUUGAAUGGUCAGAGGUUCCAAUUAGUGCAGUUAGUUUGGUACCCUUUGAGCAUUCUAAUGCAACUUUUCAAUUGCAAGCUUUUUUGACAUUCAUAGUCACUUUGCUAAUACAUCUAGAUAAAAAACCAUGCAAGCGAGGUAUCUAGGUCUUUGCCAGGCCUAAAAGCAGAACACCGUCUGAUACUCAGCGGUACUCCUCUUCAGAACGACCUUGGGGAGCUCUGGUCUCUCUUCCACUUCCUCUACCCAGAGGUAUUCGUUCAAAAAACAAGAGAUCUCUUCGCAAAGGGAUUCAAUCUCUCAAAAGGAGAUUAUAUCAAAGAUGUUUUGGUUGCCUCUCGCCACCCCCUAGAGCUGAUUAUGCUCAGACGAACCAAGAGUUCCCCAGGAGUCGAUUUAGGCCUACCUCCUAUGGAGGAGGUCCUUCUUCUUGUCCAACUUAGUCCGUUUCAAAAGAUCUGGUAUGAGAAAUUGAUCAAAAAGACGGGCACGGAGAUUUUGCACGAGCUAUUUGAUAACAGUAAGGAGGGAUCUACUUCCACAAAUCUUGGUCUGGAAUCAACCUCUGCUGGUCAUAGUGGCGACAAGAAGCGUACUACUCGGCAAAGCUUCAUGAACCUUGUUAUCCAACUUAAAAAGGUCUGCAAUCAUCCAUAUCAGUUCGAAGAUGCGGAGCCCGAUCCAUACGUUCCUGGCCGUCAUCUAAUCGAAUCUUCUGGAAAAUUCAUUGUUUUGGAAAAGCUUAUUACCGAGUUAGUCGUUAGGCAAAAAAGGAAGAUCAUCAUAUUUUCUUGCUUCACAAAGAUGCUAGAUCUUGUCCAAGAGCUUCUGGCCCUCAAAGGAGGAGAUGGUUCGGUUUUCAACACCUGCCGAAUUGAUGGAAGCACCGGCCGAGCACGGCGUAAUUUAGCAAUCAGAAUGUUCAUGGACCUUUCAAGCAAUCAUAAAGUGUUCCUUAUCUUUACUAGAGCCGGUGGCUUAGGAUUGAAUCUUCCCGCAGCUUCUGUAAUCAUUCUUACUCGACCAAGAUUGGAACCCUCAAGUAACAAAACAAGCAAUUGCUCGGUCUUAUCGUAUCGGUCUUAAAAGCCCUCUCACAUUCUACCAAUUUAUUGCUCAAGGUACUGUGGAGGAACAAAUGAUGCCACGAAUUGCUAAAAAGCUCUAUUUAUCUGCCAAAGUCACGGGAUCUAUGGAAGAUAUCUACGCAGAGGCUACACUUUCCAGUAAAGGAAAGGCAAAUGGCAUCUCCAGCGGUGACAACAGCGAGGUGCCGGAAAUGAACACUACACAGCUCAUGACUCUUAUUCGCCGAGGAGUAGCAGUCAUCUCCCGUCCAAUUGAUGUAAGCAAGAUGCUAGAAUGGGGUUGGGAAACUACCAUUAAGAUGUGCAGGGACCAAGCCGCAGAUCUACUUGUUCGAAAAGACGUCACCAAGGGCUCAAAUGUUGAUGAGGAUGAAGCUGAGCGAGACUGGCUUGCAGAGCGUGAGCGCGUUCAAUCAAGAUUGUUCAACGGGGAGACUAUUGAGGACCAUCGAUCCAAAUCCACCCCAUAUUUAAGGGAUUUUGCACCAUCAGGCAGUAGAGCUGAUCGAAGGAUCGGCAAGGAAAUAACAGUUGCGAUAGUUGGAUACAUGGUUUCUAAGGAUAGUAUCAACAACGAUCAAUGGGAAGCCGACAAGACGUUCUCUUCCACCAACGACAAGAUUUCUGCUCCUAAACGCGAGAAGAAACCUGACAUCAACUCACAAGGAUAUUGUCAAGUCUGUAAAUUCCAGGAUGCUUUACCACUUAUUCGAUGCAAAUUUUGUCCAAGGGUCUAUCACAACGAAUGUCUCACUGACAUCUGCCAAGCUAAGGCUCAAAAAUUACACUUCGCAUGCCCCCAGCAUAGUUGUAAAGAUUGCAAACAAAAAGCUGGAGAUGUUGGCGGAAUGCUUUAUAGAUGUCGAUGGUGCGAGAAAGCACAAUGUGAGGACUAGGCUGCGCAAAAAUAACCCGCGGGUUAUCCAUUAGGAUUAUAAAAUAAUCCGCUAAUUUAUAAUUAGGUAUAAUUUAUGAAGAUUGGUAUAAAAACUAGUAUAUAAAAUUUGGGAAUAGCUUCAAAAAUUUAAGCGAAUAUCAUUUGCGAAUAAUCCGCAAAUAACCUGCAGAUAAUCUG
Sclerotinia trifoliorum is the source of this 2456-nucleotide messenger RNA. Lineage: Eukaryota; Fungi; Ascomycota; Leotiomycetes; Helotiales; Sclerotiniaceae. The record is from the annotation of a GenBank genome assembly.